AUGAAACAACAGUUCUUGUUGUUGUUGUUUGGCAUUCUGAGUUGUAUCGUUGUUUUUCUUGUACUUUCUCCGAAUAUCGAAAGUGCGUCCAUACCUACAUUUGAUCCAAACUAUGAUCUCUCAUGGAUAAAAAGAAUAUUUGCUUUGAGUCGUUCUCAAAAGGACAUUUCCUUAGUCAAUGAAUACAAAUCAUUGAUGAGCCAUGCGAUCCAAAUAUGGCAAAAACCUAACGGUUUCCCUCAAGGCUUACAUCAUUACAGUAAAUCAUCCCUUCGAAAAAUCUUUAAGGAUCCGAACAAUAGAAGAAUAUUAGAGGACAUUCAUGAAUUUCUCUACUUCCUUAAUGAUCAAAGUGUAUGCAUUCCUUAUCUGAUGGAUUACAUUCAAAAUUACGAAUUUUUUGGAUUGUUUGAACAAUGCAUCUCGGAAUGGGUUAAACAUCAUUGGAUGCAUUUGUUUGUGAUGGAAAACUCAGCACGUGAUAAGGCUUCUCAUUCAUUGGAAUCUUUCUCUGAUCCCUCUGGAACAUCCAAUACCUUCUCAUCAUCUCCUUCAUCUCUCCCUUUGGAGAUGGAACCUAUGGAUGACCUACUCACGGAAGGAGAAAGUUUAUUACAAGAGCUGGAACAGACUUCGAAUGUUGAUGAUUUCAUCGAUGAUACCUUGUUAUUCGAAAGUUCAAAUGAUGAUCUUAAUGAAGAACUAGAGUUGAUUGGUGAUGAAAUUAUAAAGGAGAAAGAAUCCGACGAGUUGAAGAAUCCCAUGACCUCAAACAGUGGAUUAGAAUUGAAAGAUCUUUCCCAAGAGAAAGAAGAAAACUCUCUAUUGAAUGAACUCAUGGAAGAAAUGAUUGAAGAAUCUCAACUCAUGCAACCACAAGCAUCUUCUUCAACUGAACUUGAAACGAAUGAGUUGUCAAUGAAUCCAAAUGAACCUUUGAAUGACAAGAUAGUUUCAUCUGAGAAAAGUGAUUCUUUGAUUCAUCUCUUAACAGAGAAUAAUCAUCCCUCAACAGAGAAGAAUGAAUUGUCAAAUAAUAAUCAUCCAACAAUUACAACAACAGAGAGUGAUGAACCUUUGAAACUCAAUAAUCUCAAGGAAACUUUGAACCCUAUUGAGAAUAAGAAUCCAACAACAAGCAAUGAGUCCAAUAAGUUGGAUUUGUAUCAAAGUGAGAAUAAUCAUCCAACACACAUUCUCCCCUCAACAACAAUCAAUCCUUCAAAUGAGUUAAAAGAUAUUUUGAAAUCAAUUCACUCAAAUGAUUCAAAUGAUAGCAUUGAAUCUAAUAAGACAAAAUCAACUGAGAGUAGCAAUGAAUCUAAUAAGAUACAAUCCAAUGAUAGCAUUGAAUCUAAUAAGAUACAAUCCAAUGAUAGCAUUGAAUCCAAAAAGAUACAAUCAACUGAAAGUAGCGAACAAAAUCAGAUGAAUCUAACAGAUGAUAAUGGGUCUUUGAAACACACAAAUCUCUCUCAAGAAAACCUCCAGGUGAAUUCAUCAGAGGAUCCAUCCACACAAUUGCAAGACAUGACAAAAGUGUCUGAAAAAAUCAACACAAGUGAUCAAAAACACUCUUCCUACUUGAAUAAUUCCACAAACAAUGAUUUUUCGAAUCUCAAUGAUACAGUACUGUCCACCUUAGAGUCUUUGAAUCCAUCAUUGAAAAGUGAGGAAAACAACACCAUGAACACCCCGUUGAAAUUACAAGAAUUGGAUGUCAAUCUCACAAACGAUCAAGUACAUGUCUCGCAACAACCUUCUCUUCAAACAAAUCACAACAUUUCAAAUGCCAUUGACUAUGUGAUUAAGAGAUCAAAGUUAUAUCGAAUAUUUUACAAUUUGCAUGAAAGAAUCAUGAUGAAUUACAACAAGACACUCUCUCAAUUAGAAAGCACAGAACAUUGGUUGAUUCCUUCCUUAACAAAAUUGAAACAAUUAUCGAUGGAACUUGAUGAAUCUCUUAACAUCACCAAGACCUAUACCGAUUCCAUUCAUAACACAUUGAGUGCAAUGAGUACCAUGAUCACCACAUCCAUUCCAUCCAAUGUAUUAAUUGGAAGAGGAUAUCAACUACCUGCACAAACAUGUAAUGAUAUUCAACCAUUAAGAAAUUUCAAUUUUAGUUUAACAACUGUUUGGAUUGAACCAUCAAAGAAUAGAGAUCCAAACAAAUCCUUUAGAGUCUAUUGUGUUUCUGAUCAUGAAUUUACAAGGAAUAAUGAUGGAAAAAGGAGCCCAAGUAGUAGUAAUGGUAGUGAAAAACCUCGCAUGUGGAUGUUAGUGGCUAAAAAGUCAUACUCUUAUUCAUUCUUUUCAAAUGACAACAACAAUAGCACUGCAUGUCUUCCAUUUUCAUGUAGUUUGAAUAGAAAUGCACUUGCAGUAUUUGGUCCAAAAGCAGAAACACCUUUGGCUUUCCUUUCUUUAAGUGAAUUUGAUCAAGUAUUUGUCAAUUCUACAAUGACUGCACGUGUGGUGUUUACCAAUGAACAAUUCAAGAAUAUCUUGUCUGAUGUCACUACAUCCAUUGGAACACCAAGAGAAUUCAUGAGAGCUAUUGCUGAAAAAAUUCCACCUCUUUCUGAAGCAUUAAUCUAUUUGAAUAUUGAAAAGAAAAAAGAGAACUAG
Naegleria fowleri is the source of this 2631-nucleotide messenger RNA. RefSeq lists its product as uncharacterized. The coding region runs from base 1 to 2631 and encodes 876 amino acids. Lineage: Eukaryota; Heterolobosea; Eutetramitea; Acrasida; Naegleriidae. The transcript has a single exon. The record is from RefSeq and is a predicted model, not a curated record.